Messenger RNA from Peniophora sp. CBMAI 1063, 1023 nucleotides. NCBI's taxonomy places the organism in Eukaryota, Fungi, Basidiomycota, Agaricomycetes, Russulales, Peniophoraceae. The record is from the annotation of a GenBank genome assembly.
AUGUCUCCCGUGCCCGCUCCCGCUAAAGCUCUUGUCACCGGCGCCAACGGCUACAUCGCGGCGUGGGUAGUGCGCACCCUUCUUGAACAGGGCUAUUCUGUUCUAGGCACUGUGCGCUCAGCUAGCAAAGGCGAACAUCUGAAGAAGAUCUUCGCGUCUUACGGCGACAAGUUCGGUAUCGCCGUUGUCGAGGAUAUUACUCAGCCAGGCGCCUUCGACGAAGUCGUCAAAGAUGUGGAUCUUGUAGAGCAUACUGCGAGCCCCUUUCACAUGAACGGGAAGACACCCAGCGAUCUCAUCGAUCCUGCUGUCCGGGGAACAACAGGCAUACUGGAAUCUAUCAAGAAGUCUGGAUCCUCUGUACGCCGUGUGGUUAUAACCUCAUCGACAGCGGCGGUGCAGUACCCGGUACCGAGCUACACCGUAUUCGAUGAAUACAGCUGGGAUGAGCACGCUAUAGAAGAAGUCAAGGCGAAAGGGGAUGCCACUGCAGCGGCAUUCGUCUACCGCGCGAGCAAGACUAUGGCGGAGAAGGCGGCCUGGGAGUUUGUAAAGACGCAUAACCCUUCAUGGGAUCUUGUUGUCCUGAACCCGCCGUUCGUAUUCGGCCCACCGAUCCACGAAGUCUCCUCGCUAUCAGCACUCAACACAUCCAUGCAGACAAUGUAUGACACACUCGUGAAGGGUGCGAAGGAUACCGAGGCUCUGGCAGCACCAGCAGGGUCGUGGAUCGAUGUACGCGACGUUGCUCGCGCUCACGCGUUGGCUGCGCAGGUGGCUGAGGCGGGCGGCAAUCGCAUCAUCAUCAGCGCGGGCGCGUUCUUCUGGCAAGAUGUCGUCGAUGCGGCUGUUGACAAUGGCGACGAGCCUGCGGUCAAGGGCCUAUACGGUGCCACUAAGGGCAAGAGGUCUGUGGUCAACUACAACACGGCGAAGGCAGGAAAGAUCCUUGGGAUGGAGUACAACAGCCUUCAUAACAUGACAAGGGACGUGAUGGCGUACUUCAAGGAGUUCUCCUCUUGA